This is a messenger RNA of Thyridium curvatum, 435 nucleotides long. RefSeq lists its product as uncharacterized. The record is from RefSeq and is a predicted model, not a curated record. NCBI's taxonomy places the organism in Eukaryota, Fungi, Ascomycota, Sordariomycetes, Thyridiales, Thyridiaceae. The coding region runs from base 1 to 435 and encodes 144 amino acids. The transcript has a single exon.
AUGGACCAGCAUCGACAAAAACAAGCCAAGCCGACCGCUCUGACCUCCACGGCCAUUACAUCACUUGCGGCUUUGAAAGUCAUUCUUGGUGCAUCCUGUGUCAUCGCACCGCAGUUCGCCUGCAGCCUGUUUCUGCUUAAGCUGCCUCCCCAGGGGGCAAUCGCAGGCCGUCUGUUCGGGUCUAGCUGUGCGGCUCUGGGCCUGCUCACCUGGAAGCUAAGCAAGAGGGCAUCGGAGGGCAGCCUGAGCAACUCGGAUCUGAAGACUGCGCUGGCAUUGAACAUCAUGGCGGACACGGCGGACACCAUUAGCUGCCUCGUGGGCUAUUCAGCUGGGAUGUAUGGCCUGCCCACCCUGGGGAUGCUGGGCGGUGGUUGCGUAGCUCUCGCGGUGUUGGGCGCCGCAGGCUAUGCAGGGAUCGAUUCGCGUGCUUGA